Messenger RNA from Ziziphus jujuba (common jujube), 1811 nucleotides. RefSeq names its product probable N-acetyltransferase HLS1. The record is from RefSeq and is a predicted model, not a curated record. The coding region runs from base 137 to 1321 and encodes 394 amino acids. The transcript has 3 exons. NCBI's taxonomy places the organism in Eukaryota, Viridiplantae, Streptophyta, Magnoliopsida, Rosales, Rhamnaceae. Gene Ontology annotation, molecular function: acyltransferase activity, transferring groups other than amino-acyl groups.
GAUACCAGAUGUGGCAGCUAGCCCUUUCAAGAAAGAUUUAGUCUUUGGCAAUCUUUAUAUAUAUGUUUUUUUUGCUUUCCCAACUCAGAUCUGGUUGUGACCAAUACUUGCUUCUUUUACCCAAGAAAGAAAACACAUGGUUGACAACAUAGAGAACAAGGUUCUUAUUAGGGAAUUCAAUGAAGACAGAGAUAUUGAAGUGGUGGGGAAGCUAGAGAGGGACUGUGAUAUAGGGUCUAAAAAGGGGAUUUCCAUGUUCAUUAACAUGAUUGGUGACCCUUUUUGUAGGAUUAGAUUCUACCCCCUUCAUGUUAUGCUGGUGGCUGAGUUAAUCGAAAGCAAGGAACUCGUUGGAGUCAUUCGAGGAUGUAUCAAGUGUGUUGGGACUGCUUUUGGGGAAAGAAAUGUGAAGUUAGGUUGGAUAGUAGGCCUUCGAGUGUCUCCUACAUACCGAAGGAUGGGAAUCGGACUGAAACUGGUGAACUCGGUUGAAGAAUGGAUACUGAGAAAUGGAGCACAUUACACAUUCCUAGCCACUGAAAAGAACAACAUUGCCUCUAUAAACCUCUUCACCAUCAGAUGCAAUUAUGUGAACCUCAGCUCACUGGUCAUAUUUGUUCAACCAAUCUGUUCCAGAGAAAAUGAUAUCUCCCAAGAUAUAAAGAUAGAGAAGCUGCAUGUAGACCAAGCAAUUUCCUUGUACAAGGAUAGACUGAGACACAAAGAAGUUUACCCAACAGACAUUGAUGUGAUUUUGAAGGAAAAGCUCAGCCUUGGAACGUGGGUUAGUUAUUUCAGAAAAGAAGGUUGGAUUAACUUAUACAGUGAGGAAAAUGAUCAAAAUGUUAUAAGCAAAUCUCAAAGCUCCUGGGUUGUGUUUAGCAUAUGGAAUACUUGUGAAACAUACAAGCUUCAGAUAAGAAAAUCACAUCCACUUAGAUUCCUUUAUACUACUCUUAGCCACGCAAAAGAGAAAAUUUUCCCUUGUUUGAAAAUGCCAAUGAAUGACCCAGUUCCAAGUUCUUUGGGGUUUCUAUUCCUCUAUGGGCUUCAUGGGGAGGGAGAGAACCUUGGAGAGCUUAUGAAAUCUAUAUGGAGCUUUGCAUCGAGAUUGGGAGCAAAUGUGAAGGAUAGCAAGGUCAUUAUUACUGAGCUUGGGGUCUGUGAUCCUCUCAUAAAGCAUGUCCCAAAUGAUUCAUCCAUGUCAUAUUUUAAUGAUCUCUGGUUUGCUAAAAAGUUGAUCAGCCAUGUUGAUGACAGGGAUGAGCUGUUAGUGAAGGGACAACUAGGGAAUGUGUUUGUCGAUCCAAGAGAAUUUUAGGGUUUUCUUACUUGCGCUAGGAUUUUUUUUUUUUUUUUUUCAAUGAAAAUUUUGUUUUUCAACGUUCUUAGCGGGUUCAAUAUUUGUCUGUGUCAAUGAAAAUUGUGUUCUCAAACUGGGCUAGAUUCAGAGGAGUCAGCAUGAAAUGAAAGAGAGCAAUUUUUUUAUCUUAUGUUUUGUAAUGGCAUGGAUAAGUAUAAAAUUUGAAACUUUUGUUGCUAUGGGCUUUCAAAAAUCUCAGAUGGGCGAGGAAACUCUAAGAAGCAAUGAUAAGAUGUGGGAUGUGGUGGCCUGGUAGGGAAUAUUGAGUGGCUGGGGAAAUAGCACUUGUUGAGUUGGAUAGUGUGGGGAAUACGGAUAUUGAACUCUUUCUCGUGUUCAGUCACAAUCACACAUCAGAAUGUACCUGAAAAAGAGAAUAUGUAAAGACUGGAAGUAGGAUGCAAAAAGUAUUGAAACUUUUUUUUUUUUCUUUUUUUGAAUAAUUACA